GAUAGCCGCAACAACAACAACCACAUCCAAUUUUCUGGACACAAAAAGAGACAUGGAAUGCGAUAUUUCAGAAGUUAAAGAAGAAAUUGUGCCUGUAGCAGAAGAAAGCUCAAACAUCCAAUUGUGUUUUAGGUCACUUGAAGAAGCAAAUGCGUAUAUAAGAAACUAUGAGAUAUCUUCAAACAACAAGUUCGUUGUAAUCAGGAGACGUUCUAUUGUUCAGUCAGAUUUAACAUCGUUAGAUAAGCACCGUCUUUACUUUGAUCUACUGUCUGUGUUUGGAGAGAAAUCUUAUGCCCUCAGUGAUGGGAUACCAUUUGCAAAUUUGGGAUACGAGUACAGAAACUGUCAAUAUGGACAUUACAGAGAGAAAAAUCGCAACAAUCGCAAAAAUCGAGAGGAUGAGGCUGCGCUGAGGAUGGGUAUUAUCAGGAAGAAAAGGAAAGUAGGACCUUCUAAGAAAUUAGGCUGUCCUGCCGCUUUGAGAAUUAAGACAGUUCUGAAAUUCCCAGACUUUUAUCUGGACGAAAAGCAAUUGAAAUCACAAUAUGCCAGAAAAUCCUGUCUUGAGAAGUUGAGGACUGGUUUCUGUGAGGAAACAAAAAGAUACAUUGUGGUGUAUGUUAUUAUAGACACUAACCACAAUCAUGUCCCGAAACCUGAAAUUCCACGACUUAGAGACAAGACAGUCACUCACAAAAUUGAUAAAGGUUGCAACAGGAUACAAGAUGAUCCUAUCCCACCAUUUGGACGUGGGCCAGUGUUGAAAAGGUCAGCCAGUUUGAUGGGGAAAGAUCUGUCUGACUUGGCAUUACAGUUUAAGAUUGCCCAAGAACUUCCUACACAGCUUGCUCGACCGAAGACUUACCUGGGACUGGACAGUAUGGACACUCAUCAGUUGUUGACUCUGUACCAUGAGAUCACUGGAAAAGUUCCAAAUGAUAUGUUUGUUGCAGCGAAUAAAGAGUUUACUAGAGAAAACUUCCUGCUGUUGCUUCAUCUAUGUAUAGUAUUUGCAAAUGCUGCCAGUGAUGAACAGACUCAUCCAAGUGUAAGGAUCAAGGGAACAGAGAAUGAUUUCACUCCUGUUGAAUGUUUUGAAGCAGACUGCGCCAUCACGGACUUACACAUGCACUGUCCAUUCUGCCCAAGGACAGACUCAUACUCAGAUGUUGCUCUCCUGAAGGCUCAUUAUACCAAGCAGCAUAUCAACAAAGCUUUGGAAUUUUCUGGUUUAAAAAUACUUCGUUGCUAUGAUACUUGUGAAGUUGUUACUAGACAUACAGAUUGUAAGACUUUCAAGGGAGGUCACUGGCACUGUUACAAUUGUACCAGUGCUAAUGGAGGGCGCGUUGAAUGUUUAGAUCACUUCAAGAGACACCUGAGUGCCUAUGCAUGUAGUUUCCAAAUACGUGUUGCAAAGGAUGUUAAUCCAGGCUGUUCUUCAUUUGGUACAGUUAUACAUGAAAUUGAAAAUGCUGAUGCCAGUCUCCAUAUGGAAACUUCUGCUGCUACCAGCUCACUACAGUAUAGUCCAUCAAAGCAAGUAAUUGGGCAGAGCCCUUCAAAGAGACGAUAUGUAGAUACAGGUCUUGGAGUACAUGAUACUCUUAACAAUUCUGUAUUAUAUGUAGAAGAAGAUGAACUUGGAAACGUUUUGUCCACCUACACAGCUCAGGAAAUCCCAACAGCUGGAGAGGAGAGCGUUGUAGUUACAUACAACGACAGACCUGAUGUUAAUCAGCUGAAAUCAAGGAUUCGUGAACUUGAAAUACAGAACAGACAAUUGAAGAGAGAUAAUUCUGUUCAAAAAUCACUAAUUGAUUUUCUUCAAAAGCAGAAUUCCGAUGAGGCAGAAACACAUAAACUUGAAAAAGAAAGGCUGUUGGCUGAAAAUGCACUGCUGAAAGGUGAAACUUUUACAGAAGAUUCUUGCAAGGCUGACAAUGGCGAAGAAGCAGCAGGGAGUUUUCUAAGUUCAGGAUUAUUAUCAUCAAGAACAUGCCAGAAAAAGUUUCAAACUAAGAACAAGGAAUCAUCAGUGAAACAUUCUGAUCCUGUUAACAAAGUUAGUGAUCAACUUUCAGGUCUGAAAAAAGAAAUUGAAGAUUUGAAGAGUGCACUACAUGGGAAUCUUAGUACUGGUAUGAACUUCGGUACAAAGCCUGUUGCACAGAACACCCCUAUUUAUUUUAUACCAGAUCAAAGGAUGAUGUUGCCAUAUCAAUAUAGUAUGAUUCCUCAAAAUGUAACAGGCUUGGCAAAUACAAAUCCUCAGAAUGCAUGUAAAAAUGUGAAAACAUUUUAUAAUACAACAGCUGUUAGCUUGUCGUCCUCAGAUACCCCGGAGAAAAUUCAAGAUGCAUUUCCUGUCACUACUGUUGCACCUACUACAGUAUUACCAGACACUGAAACAACCCUUGCAAGUUCAGUCAGUACUGAAAAACCAAGCACAAGUUCCACUGAAGCAACAAAAUCUGAUCAAGAGUUGAAAGAGACAGACUCUUCUGAUGCCAGUUUAGAUAAUACAAAAAAUUCUAGUGCUGAAUCACUGGAAACAGAAGUGCAAGGUACCACAGAUGCCUCAGAAACUGCUGCUGAUGCAUCUGUUUUACAUGAUGCAGAUAGAAUUGAUGCAACUGUAGAGGAUACGGAAACAUUUAGGACUGAUUCAGGGGAUAUGGAAAUAGGGGAUGACCCUGAAAUUUCUGAAACAGAUGUUAGUUCAGCCCCUGCUGUAACCAUCCCAGUUGAAUCUGAUGCAACUGAUACAAGUUUGAACAACUCUGAAUUGUCCAGUGCAGGUGUACAAGCUUCAGAUACACCAGAAACAUCUUCAGCAGGUAUUAUUUCAUCAGAUAAAGACACAUUCAAUGGAGAGGAAAUGUUUAUUGCAACUGUACUAAGAACUGAAGAAUCUACAGCUUCAGAGAAUGAAAAGAAAGAUAGCCUGAAUUCAGUAAACAUUGCAACAACUGAUAAUGCUAUUCAAAGUACAAGAGUAGGGUCAUUGAGCACGGAAACAAGAAAUACUGGUUCAAGUUUUGGUGUUAAUGAUAAGGGCAUUGGAGCAAGUGAUUCAAGUGCAUCUAGUAGUUCUAGUGUUACAACAAACGUGCAAAACAUGCUUCAGCCCACUGUUGGUUUGCAGAAUAUAGUACCAGUGAUGUUAUUCCCAAACCAGAAUUUCAUAAACCCAUUUAUACAGCCUCAGAAACUUCCAGGCUUUGUCAACACGUUACCACUGAACCCUCUUCAAGGUACAGGAGUAGCAAAUUCCUUAAUUUUGAAUUCACCACAGAAUGCACCCGCUUCACAAAAUACGGGUCCAUUUGUGAUGGUACAAAGUCAAAAUGGUGCAUUUUGGAUCCCACAGAAUAGGAUUAGUGGUUUGGAUAAAGUUCCUGGACUGAUAACUUCUACAGACAUUAAUCCUUUAAACACGCAGGAGCAGACAUCUGUUACAGAUUUAGUGAAUACUGAUACUACUGUUAAAGACCUCUUAAAAACUGGGAUUUAUAGUAAAAAGUCAGUGAUUACUGGGACUGUUGAUAAAGACUUAGUGAAUAAUGAAACUAAAAGCAAAGUAAUAAACAGAGGUUCUAUUGAUGACAGGAAAUCUGACUUAAAAAGUUCUGUGGCUACCAAAACAGCUGAUGAAGUUCCUUUGAAGACAGUGAAGAUCAUUACAAGAACAUUGGCGAAAGAAACAAAUAAAAAAGGUUCACUGACUUCGACUGACCAACAAUGUCCACCUAACAGCAGUUUAGUUAAUACUAAAACACCGGAAAGAGAAUCAAAGACUUCUGAACAACCAAAUCAAGGACCAGUAAACACCAGGUCAUCAACGAAAGAACAUGUAAAGACUAAAAUAACAAAUAUUAGACUAGUGAAUACCAGAUCAUCGAGUAAAGGAUCUUCGAAUACAGAAACACCAGUAAAAAGUCCAUUGAUUACCAGAUCAUCAAAUAAAGGAUCUGAGAGCACGGGAGCACUAAACAAAGGGCAGGUGAAUACCAGAUCAUCAAGUGAUGCAUCAACAGAGGAAAAGUCAAUUACUCUACAUUCAAUAUCAGUUUUUGACAAAUCCGGAGGUGAAGCAGCAUUGGGUUCAGUAAAUACAGAAACAGCUGCCUCGCUACAGUCAAACAAGAAGAGUGUUAUUGUCUUGAAAGUUAAAGGGAAUUUGAGCAAAAAGUCUUUGUCUGACUUUCUGAAGAAAAACCAAAAAAGUCUCAAGAAUGUGAACAAAAUGAGUCAACAUUAAAUGGAAAGUGAAUAGUUCAAGUUCUGUUCAACUGUAUCUGUUUACAGAAACCUACAUCUGUUGAAUAGACAUAAUUUGGGUUUGUUGACAGUGCCAGUAACGCAUUUCAGUCUUGUUUUCAGCAAUGGAUAUUAGGUAAAUUAAGAAAAUGCUUACCUAAGCAGCAUACAGUUUACUAUUAUUACAAUAUCUGAUAUGCUUUACAUGGGUCAGAUGGCACAAGAUAAUGUUUUUAUUGAAUAGUCUUGAACAUUGUUUUCUUGUCAUUCACUGUUUCUGCAUCAUUUUAAAUGUUAUGUAAUGUUACGUUUUUAUAAUUUGUAUGAUUUGUCUUGAAGUAAAAGCCUUUUAGAAGA
Mercenaria mercenaria is the source of this 4623-nucleotide messenger RNA. RefSeq lists its product as uncharacterized. NCBI's taxonomy places the organism in Eukaryota, Metazoa, Mollusca, Bivalvia, Venerida, Veneridae. The transcript is spliced from 12 exons. The coding region runs from base 53 to 4267 and encodes 1404 amino acids. Gene Ontology annotation, molecular function: DNA-binding transcription factor activity. The record is from RefSeq and is a predicted model, not a curated record.